AUGAACGUCUCACAGGUGGGAGCUGCAGCCAAGGCUGCCUGGCUGAGCUGCUGCAACCAGUCUGGGUCGCCACUCCGAUCCCCGGAGGGGCCACGCCUGGUGCAGGCAGUCGUGCUGGGCGUCCUGUCGCUUCUGGUGCUCUGUGGGAUCCUGUUCCUGGGUGGUGGACUCCUCCUCCGUGCCCAGGGCCUGAUAGCCUUGCUAGCUCGAGAAAGGCAUUCAUCCCCUGAGGCCGAGCCCAGUGCCUGUGGAGGGGACGAAGACUCCUAACUGUCAGCUGCUCUGGAGAUUAAGCCCCUUCUCGGCCAUCCAGAGCUCACUUCUGUGGGGCACAGCAGAAGGUCCGGCCCGCAAGC
Molecule: messenger RNA, 356 nt
Organism: Rattus rattus (black rat)
Lineage: Eukaryota; Metazoa; Chordata; Mammalia; Rodentia; Muridae
Gene: Smim41
Product: small integral membrane protein 41
Exons: 1
Coding region: 1-270 (89 amino acids)
Source: RefSeq, a predicted model, not a curated record